Molecule: messenger RNA, 222 nt
Organism: Prorocentrum cordatum
Lineage: Eukaryota; Dinophyceae; Prorocentrales; Prorocentraceae
Source: the annotation of a GenBank genome assembly
GUCUGCUCGAACUACGAGGACUUCAUGCUGUGCCCGAGCUGCUCCGAGAAGGACCAGAAGUGCCUGUGCUGCGGCAUCAGUCAUCUCGACUCCCCGCCGAAGCCCGCGCCGCCGCCGAACUGCCUGUUCCCAGGAAAGGGCCUCUCCCUGCCGCAGAUCAAGCCCCUGGUCGUGGGCACCUGGUACUGCGCCUUGCACGACUCCUCGGAGAAGCGCGUGAAG